GGGACUUAGUAGGUUAAUUAUUAACCCUUAGCAACUUAGGGCACCGGAGGCUUCUGCCGAGGCGCAGGGACAAGGGGUGGCUUGGGCUGGAAAGGGAGCGAUGGCCCCGGCAGCAGCCGUCGGGGUCGCUUUGCUUCAGCUGGCCUCGAGGCGCUGGGUCCGCCACGCGAUUCCUCUCGCGCUCCUCUUGCUGCUGCUGCUUUCUGUCUGCGCUUGGAGCUCGCGCCCUCCCCAAGGCUGCGGAUCCGGGACGCAGCCGUGCAUUCCCAAGGGCACGCCGCCCGUCCAGGUCCCGCGGCAGUCGGGUUCCCUGGAGGCCCCCGAAUGGGAAGAGCCUCCGUGUGGGGGCCCCCAGGGCGUGCUGGGCCACGUGAUGGGGCCGUUCCGCGCCAGCCUGGACCCCGAAGGGGACGUGGUUUUGUCGCAGUACCUAGCCGGAUGGAGGGCGCUGGUCAGGUUCCUAACUCCCCUCGGCUCCAUCUUCGCCUUCGCCACGAGCGAGGCCUUCGCCAAAGUGACAGCCCUCGAGGCUCGGGUGCACGGCCCGGAGGCGGCGCACUACUCGUCGCUGUUGGCCAUGGCGGCGUGGGAACGGCGGGAGGGACGGCUGGAGCGCCCCGGCGUCGCCCCGCGAGACACCGCCAGCUCCUCGGGCUCCCGGAUCCUGCUCUUGCUGCACCGAGCGCUGCGCUGGUCCCAGCUCUGCCUCCACCGGGUGGCGACCGGGACCCUCGGAGGCCCGGACGCCGGCGUGCAGUGCAGCGACGCGUACCGCACGGCCCUGGGCCCGCACCACCCCUGGGUGGUCCGCCAGGCCGCCCGCCUCGCGUUCCUCGCCUUCCCGGGUCGCGGCCGCUGGCUGGAGCUCGCGUGCCCGGGCGCCGGAGAGGCGGAGGCGCGGGCUGCGCUGGUCCGGGUGGCGGGCACCCUGGAGGACGUCUACAACCGCACCCAGGGCCUGCUGGCCGAGCGCGGCCUGCUCCAGCUGGCCUGA
This is a messenger RNA of Lontra canadensis (Northern American river otter), 994 nucleotides long. It is a transcript of the gene GLTPD2, whose product is annotated as glycolipid transfer protein domain containing 2. The record is from RefSeq and is a predicted model, not a curated record. NCBI's taxonomy places the organism in Eukaryota, Metazoa, Chordata, Mammalia, Carnivora, Mustelidae. The transcript is spliced from 4 exons. Gene Ontology annotation, molecular function: ceramide 1-phosphate binding; ceramide 1-phosphate transfer activity. Gene Ontology annotation, biological process: ceramide transport; intermembrane lipid transfer. The coding region runs from base 101 to 994 and encodes 297 amino acids. Gene Ontology annotation, cellular component: membrane; cytoplasm; cytosol.